GUUAGGCCUUAAUAAGCCUUUCAGUCCGAGAGUAAUCCCUUAUCAAAGCUAUUAUGCUACAUGUACAUAAAGAAACUAUCUCGCAACUCCCUUUCUUUUAUCCAAACCCCCUUACAGACGAGACAAACUAUGAAGGAGAUGCCUCAUCAUUCUGUUUGGACGAAAGCAGAAGCUACCUCAUGCGUGGAUGGGAUCAUACCUAUCACAACAUCUAAUAAUACGAAAACAUAAAAUGUAUUCGAGUAAGGACCUACCUGGUAACAAUUUCUGUUGGUUACAUUAUCAUCUACUAAGGUAUGCUUUCCACGAAAAUCAUAUAUUGGCCAAUAGGGGUUCAGAGGGGAAUAGUAAGCUGCUGCAUGUAAUGUGGUCUGUGAGCCUCAGAAUCAUGACCUCGAUGGACGUGUUGGUCGAGGACACGCAAGCUAAGCAUGGAAUAAAAAAGGCAUGGAUCAGCUCUCUGAGGUUAUUGUAUCUGCCCCUUUACAUAUACCAACCUGGUACCUAAACCAGGUCUGCAUGAUCUGUUCCACUUUCGCCUUCUCGUCUUGCAUUCCAGAGAUGGUGCUUAUUCAUAUCGGAAGGAUCGGGUCUUGGAGACUACUCACAAAGGUAAAUGCAGUCUUUGUGCACACUUUCCUUCGUUCUCACUAUCUCAUUUUCCCGAUGCUGCUUGGGCCAGAGCCACCCAGCGCCGGUUGUUGACCUUGGUUAUGCUCGGUAUCAAGGAUACUACAAUACCAGUUAUGACUUAAAUGUCUACAAUGGGAUUAGAUAUGCCGCCGCCCCUAUUGGCAAGCUGAGGUGGCAGUUGCCACGACUACCAGCCCAGAAUCGAAGCCAAGUGUUUCCUGCCAUCGAACCUGGAUCACAAUGCCCUCAAUCAGCUUUUGGACCGGGCCCUCGGAUAAUCCCCCCUCAGGGGUCUGAGGAUUGUCUAUUUCUAAAUGUUUUCGCACCUGCCAAUAAGACAAAGCUACCUGUUAUGGUUUUCAUCCACGGCGGUGGGUAUGGUUCAGGAAAUGCUGGCUUCGACCUUGUGCCACAGAUUCUCACAAAUGGGAACAAGUACAUCACUGUGGCGAUCCAGUAUCGCCUAGGUGCCUUCGGGUUUCUGUCCUCAGCCGACGUGGCCAAGUCGGGAGUGCUCAACGCUGGAAUUCACGAUCAGUACUUUGCAUUGCAAUGGGUCCAGAAAUACAUCCACCUCUUUGGCGGGGAUCCUAAGCAAGUGACUAUUGGAGGUGUAUCUGCUGGUGGUGGCAGUGUCAUGCUUUUAGGAAUGGCCAACGGAGGUGUGGAUAAUACCACUCUGUUUAAUGGCCUCUUCGUUUCCAGUCCUUAUUUACCCACGCAAUGGAAGUAUGAUGGAGAGUGGCCAAGGAAGUACUAUCAUAGUUUUGCGGAGAACGUAGGGUGUCAUACAGAUGAGUUGAAAGCUAAUAACUCGGUUUUCGAGUGCUUGAUCGCAGCAGAUACGGAUGUCCUUCAAAACGCUAGCAACUUUGUGAGCACAUCAGCAUUGUAUGGCCAAUGGGCCUUUAUCCCCGUCACGGAUGGGAAGUUUAUCAAGGAGAGGCCUACGACUCAGCUCCUAAAGGGCGGGAAGCUCAAUGGUGUUCGGAUCCUAUCGACGCAUAACCGCAACGAGGCUCCGGACUUCACCCCACAAGGUUUAACGACCGAAGAAAAUUUCGUAGGUUUUGUUUCAGAAAACUACCCGAUGUUGAGUGAAGAGAACAUCACCAGUAUACUCGAUCUAUAUUAUAUCCCGGCCAAUGCCUCCAAUAUAUUAGUUGCCUCCAACGGUGAGAAUCCGCCAUACUCAACGACCAAUUCCGAGUGGGCCUAUGGAUGGCAACAAGCGGCAACUAACCUUUAUGCGGAAACAACGUUCAUCUGCCCUUCGUACUGGCUCGCGGAUGGGUACGCAAAUAAGGAGCAUGGGAAGGCUUGGACCUACCAAUUCUCCGUCCCGCCAGCACAGCACGGGUACAAUAUGUAUCCCUUGUUUGCGCCGACAGAUGGCGCAGGCACCGGUAUGGACACGGUGUUCCGAACGGCCCUGCAGUACAUGUUUGGCAAUUUUGUACUAAGAGGCGACCCAACUCUCGAUCAGGCACAGAUAAGCGCUCUGGAUGGGAACGGGGGUAAUAUCACAGCGGCAGGUGCUGGUGUAUGGCCCCAGUGGCAAGCAACGGCAGGUUCCAAUUGGAUGCUCAAUCUGAACAUGACAGGUGGUAUACCAGUCAAUAACACCUAUGUUCAAGAUGGAGUGACCCUUGAAGUUGUCAGCUACAUGCCUAGCAACAAUAUCUCUUCUACAGCUUUGGAAGCAGAUUUCCAACUUGUCGAGGGAUAUUCUUGGGAGGGCGGACGAGGGAAACGGUGCCAGUUGUGGGCUGAUCUUGCGCCGUGGACUUUGGAGUGAUAUAAAUUGAGUGGCUAAGGCUGGUGGGAGUGGAUAAAUGUAUAAGUCUGUUAAAAACUGGGAUUGGUGGGAUUGGUGGGAUCAGUUCUGGAUAUAAAGACAGGAUAGAAACAUAAAUAAAUAAAAGACCAACAGUAGCACGUAUGUAACUGGGAGA
Hypoxylon fragiforme is the source of this 2588-nucleotide messenger RNA. Its product is annotated as alpha/beta-hydrolase. NCBI's taxonomy places the organism in Eukaryota, Fungi, Ascomycota, Sordariomycetes, Xylariales, Hypoxylaceae. The record is from RefSeq and is a predicted model, not a curated record. The transcript is spliced from 6 exons. The coding region runs from base 617 to 2431 and encodes 604 amino acids.